Macrosiphum euphorbiae (potato aphid) is the source of this 714-nucleotide messenger RNA. The record is from the annotation of a GenBank genome assembly. NCBI's taxonomy places the organism in Eukaryota, Metazoa, Arthropoda, Insecta, Hemiptera, Aphididae.
AUGAAAACAUUUUUUCCAAAAGCCCCAUAUUGUGUUGCUUUGUUUAAAUCGAUAGCUCAAGGAAUUAGAUUACCACCAGAACCUAUCUUAACACGUUGGGGGACAUGGCUCGAAGCCGCAAUUUAUUACUGUGAAAAUUUCCAAAUAAUAUGUAGCACUAUAAAUGCCCUAGACGAAAAUUAUGCAGAUAGUAUUAAAAAAGUAAAAUUAUGCCUACUUAAACCAGGAUUGGAAAACAAUUUAGCUUAUAUCAAAAGUAAUUUUCAUGUGCUUACAAUGGCCAUUGUAAAAUUACAAACGAAAAACCUUCCAUUGGCCGAUUCACUUACUGUAAUUCAAGAAGUAAAUUCGAAAUUUCAACCAUUAAAGGGAACUCAAGGAAAAGCAGUACUUUUAAAACUACAAAAAGUUUGUGAAAAAUAUGAAGGUCUUAAAAUGGUGGAGAAAAUAUCAAACAUUUUAGAAGGAGAAGAUGAAAUUUUGGAUAUGAAUCAAUUUCUUGAUAAUUAUUCUUGCAACAACUUUGUGUACUUUAAAUAUGCACCGACCACCUCAGUGGACGUCGAGAGGUCAUUUUCAUCGUACAAAACUCUGUUAUCCGACAAUCGAAGAGCAUUUACAUUUGAAAACUUGCGGAAGCAUUUACGGCCGUAUCGCCAGCACCACCCAUCCAUACAUUUUUAUUUUUUUUACGGGGAAUUAGCAUGUAAUUAG